Messenger RNA from Cryphonectria parasitica EP155, 708 nucleotides. RefSeq lists its product as uncharacterized. The record is from RefSeq and is a predicted model, not a curated record. The transcript has 3 exons. Lineage: Eukaryota; Fungi; Ascomycota; Sordariomycetes; Diaporthales; Cryphonectriaceae. Bases 1 to 708 code for a protein of 235 amino acids.
AUGAUGCCAACAUCAGCCCCCCGCAUUUCCCUCUUUUUCUUUUUUCUCUUGGCAGCCAUUAUUGGUGCUGCUGCUGCCACCACCGCUGACCUAGGUGCUGUCGGCGUCGAAGGUGCCUAUCCCUACCAGAUCUCGGUGGUGAAUAGACACCACUCGAGCAUCCACCUCCGGAUCCUGGACAACCACGGCAGUCCUAAGGCGAGCCCAAGCGCGGAAGGGGACAGGGUUCUCGAACCAGGCCUCCUGACGUCGUUCCAGGUACCGAUCGGCUGGGGCGGAAACGUUCAAGUCAACGAGGCUAGGUUUCCGGCAUGGAGUGGCCACGAGGGCCUGAUUGAGGCCACCUUCGGCCCAGCGGACGGGCCAUGUUUCGACGUCAGCUACAUUCUGGACAGCACUGGCUACACCGUCCCGAUAGUCUGUGGCUGCGUGGAGGACGGCAUGGUUGUCGGUUGCAAUCUCGAUCUGCGAGAACUGAACAACGGACAAUGCCCUGAAGGCCAGGAUGACGGCAACGGAGCCUGUAUCAACGAGGCGAGAGGGGACAUGAACCUGAUUAAAGCGCCGUCAUUCUUCCAGCCGUGCGAUGAUGCGGUAUACGUGAUCGAGUCAGGCCAUAAGACGCAAAACGGAGACUCGUGCCGGGAGACAUCGACCAUAACAUGCUGCAUCGGCUCCAGUUGCGACCCGUCCGACAAGCAAGAAUAA